AUGACUCCCAGAUCAGGUCUUGAGGUUUUACGAGAAUCUGGACUCUGUUGGAUACACAAAUGUCAUGCUGACCAUCCAACUCUGGUGGUGAUGCUCCUUGCCAGUGUGCUGAUGACUUGGCUUGAAGCUUCGAAACUCAUGGUGGGCCUCCAUGCCCCCUGGAACAUCUCUCAUCCAUUCAGUGUGCAAAGGCUGGGUGCAGGCCUCCAGAUUGCCAUGGACAAGGUCAACUCAGAGUUAGCAGGCCUGGGAAACUUCAGCUGGGAGUUCACUUAUACCAACUCAGUCUGUGGUGCCAAGGAGUCCGUGGCUGUGUUCAUCAACCAGGUCCAGAGUGAACAGAUUUCUGUGCUGUUUGGACCAGCAUGCCCAGAAGCAGCAGAGGUCAUUGGUUUGUUGGCCUCUGAAUGGAACAUCCCCAUAUUUGACUUUGUGGGACACAAGACAAUACUGGAACACCACCUCUUGUAUGACACCUGGGUGACACUUGUACCAUCCAUGGAAGAAAUUGGUGAUAUGCUACAGAAGAGUCUCUGGUUCCUGGGCUGGGAACACAUUGCCCUGUUUGGAGGCUACUCUGGGGUUCCGUCCUGGGAUGGAGUGGAUGAGUUGUGGAAGGUGGUGAAGCAUAAACUUGAACCUAAUUUCACCAUCACGGCCAGCGUGAGAUGCACUACCAGCGACCCAGUCCUUCUGCAGGAAGAUCUCAGGAGCAUAGCAUCACUUGCCAAAGUUAUUAUCUUAAUCUGCAGCUCAAAGGAUGCAAAAAUUAUUCUGUUGGCUGCAGAGAAUUUGGGACUCAACACCGGAGAAUUUGUCUUCAUUGUUUUGCAACAGUUAGAGGACAGUUUUGGGGAGGAAAUGAUGACAAAUGAAAAGGGGACACAUAUUCCAAAAGUCUAUGAGUCACUGCUUGUCAUCACCCUCAGCUCCUAUGAAGAUGGCCCUGGAGAAGACAGCUUCGGAUUCCGGAAACAAGUGUAUGAAAGGCUGAGGAGACCGCCCUUCCAAAGCUCCAUCUCCUCUGAGGAGCAGGUGAGCCCUUACUCUGCCUACCUCCAUGAUGCCCUCCUGCUCUAUGCUCAGACUGUGGAGGAGAUGGUGAAGUUCGGGAGAGACUUCCGGGAUGGGCAGCAGCUGGUCAACACUCUGAAAGCCAAUCUGACAGCAUUGCAGGGAAUCACUGGUCCCGUGUUUGUGGACUCCCAGGGAGAAAGACACAGCGAUUACUUUGUCUAUGCCUUAGAGAAAUCUGGAAAUGAAAGCCUUUUUCUUCCUUUUCUUCAUUAUGACAGCAAUCGGAAAGUAAUCAGACCUUUGAGGAAUAUUUCCAGUGUGACAUGUCUCCAUGGCUUCCAUCUUAGAGACAGACCAAGCUGUGGAAUUCAUGACAAGCUCUGCAAAAGUAAGACUACUUUAACUGGUAUGUCUGCUGUGAUUUCCACAAUGACGUUCCUCAUCAUGGCCUUGGGAGCUGCCAUCAUAGGUCUGGUGUUAAGGAUGCAUAGGGAAAAGUUGCAAAAUGAUGAUAAAGACAGCUGGUGGCAAAUCAGUUAUGACACUAUCACUAUUCUUUUUCAGAACAAGUCUUCCCAGAGAGGUAUACCUGCGACGAAAGGGACCAUGCACAGCUCACCUACUGUGAGGCUUCCCUCAGACGGCAGCUCCUGUAAGAGCCAGCAGGAAGAAGAGCUUUUUUAUGCUCCAGUAGGACUUUACCAGGGAUGCCAUGUAGCCAUCCGCUAUGUUGGAGACCACGCAGAAACCUGUAUUAGGAAGCCAAUUGUGCUGCAGGAAAUCCGGCUGAUGUGGGGAUUAAAGCACGAAAACAUUGUGACCUUCUUUGGCAUUUGCACAGAACCCCGGAAUAUCUGUAUUAUCACCCAGUAUUGCAAAAAGGGAAGUCUUAAGGAUAUUUUGAGAAACUCGCAUCAUGAAAUGGAUUGGAUAUUCAAACUCUCAUUUGCAUAUGACAUAGUAAAUGGCCUGCUCUUCCUCCACCAAAGCCCACUGGGCUCGCAUGGCAACCUGAAACCUUCUAACUGCCUGGUGGAUGGCCGCAUGCAGGUGAAGCUGUCAGGAUUUGGGCUAGGAGAGCUCAAGUAUGACUGCCCAUGCAGAACUUACGAUAAGGAACCCAGCAACUACUCAGAGCUCUUCUGGACAGCCCCAGAGCUGCUACGACUCCCAAUGGCACCCUGGUCCGGCACCCCAAAGGGAGACAUCUACAGCUUGGCCAUUCUCAUGAGGGACUUGAUCCACCACCAGGACUGUGGGCCCUUUGAAAACCUCCACGAGACACCAGAGGAAAUCAUCAAGCGAAUCAAAGACCCCAGGGCAUCUGUGCCCCUGCGGCCCUCCCUGUCCGAGGAGAAGGGCAAUGAGAAGAUCAUAGUCCUGGUGAGGGCGUGCUGGGACGAGUCCCCAGAGGAAAGGCCCACUCUCCCUUCCAUCAAGAUGAUGCUUCGAGAAGCCAGUCCCAAAGGCCGUGUGAGCAUACUGGAUGAUGUACUGGGCAAGCUGCAAGUAUAUGCCAACCGCCUGGAGGAGGUGGUGGAAGAGAGGACCUGCCAGCUGAAGGCAGAGAAGAGGAAGGUGGAGAAGCUUCUGUGCACGAUGUUGCCCAGCUUCAUUGGAGAACAACUUAUUGCUGGGAAGUCUGUGGAGCCAGAACAUUUUGAAUCUGUGACGAUCUUCUUCUCAGACAUUGUCGGAUUCACAAAACUGUGUUCUCUCAGCUCUCCCUUGCAAGUAGUGAAGCUCCUGAAUGACCUGUACAGUUUGUUUGAUCACAUCAUACAGACCUACGACGUGUAUAAGGUGGAAACCAUUGGAGACGCAUACAUGGUGGCCAGUGGGCUGCCCAUUCGCAAUGGCAGCAAGCAUGUGCAUGAGAUUGCCACCAUGUCUUUGCACUUCCUCAGUGCCACCAUCCACUUCCAGAUUGGACACAUGCCCGAGGAGAAGCUCAAGCUCCGGAUUGGGCUCCACACGGGCCCUGUGGUGGCUGGUGUGGUGGGAAUCACCAUGCCCAGAUACUGUCUGUUCGGAGACACUGUGAACAUGGCCUCCAGGAUGGAAAGCAGCAGCUUGCCUCUUCGGAUCCACGUCUCUGAGAGCACUGCAGGUGCUCUGCUGAACACAGGAGGAUACGAUUUGCAAGAGAGAGGCUCCAUUCAAGUCAAGGGCAAAGGAGAACAGACGACUUUCUGGUUGAAAGGCAAAGAAGGCUUCACAAACCCGCUCCCCGAGUUUACUGAGGAAGAAACCUUUGUCCCCCAGAUCCGGUGA
Perognathus longimembris pacificus (Pacific pocket mouse) is the source of this 3291-nucleotide messenger RNA. RefSeq names its product guanylate cyclase 2G-like. The coding region runs from base 1 to 3291 and encodes 1096 amino acids. Gene Ontology annotation, cellular component: membrane. The transcript is spliced from 21 exons. NCBI's taxonomy places the organism in Eukaryota, Metazoa, Chordata, Mammalia, Rodentia, Heteromyidae. Gene Ontology annotation, biological process: intracellular signal transduction; cGMP biosynthetic process; receptor guanylyl cyclase signaling pathway. Gene Ontology annotation, molecular function: peptide receptor activity; guanylate cyclase activity; protein kinase activity. The record is from RefSeq and is a predicted model, not a curated record.